AUGGCCAAAACCCAAAAGAACAAGGCGACGUCGUUCCAUUUGGGUCAGCUCAAGGCCAAGUUGGCCAAGCUCAAGCGCGAGCUCUUGACUCCCACAGGCGGAGGUGGCGGUGGUGCCGGUGCUGGCUUCGAUGUGGCCAGGACGGGUGUCGCCAGUAUUGGCUUCAUCGGCUUCCCCUCAGUGGGCAAGAGUACGCUCAUGAGCCAUCUGACGGGGCAGCACUCGGAGGCUGCCGCGUACGAAUUCACCACCCUGACAUCUGUGCCUGGUCAAGUUGUCUAUAACGGUGCCCCCUUGCAGAUGAUUGACCUUCCCGGUAUUAUUGAGGGUGCCAAGGAUGGUCGCGGUAGAGGUCGACAGGUUAUCGCGGUCGCGAAGACGUGCCAUCUGAUCUUCAUUGUGCUCGACGUGAAUAAGCCUCUGACGGAUAAGCGGGUGAUCGAGUCGGAACUCGAGGGUUUCGGAAUCCGCAUCAACAAGUCACCCCCCAACAUCACUUUCAGGAAGAAGGACAAGGGUGGCCUCAAUAUCACCAGCACAGUACCCCUGACCCAUAUCGACCAUGGCGAGAUCAAGGCCGUAAUGAGCGAAUACCGCAUCAACUCUGCGGAUAUCACUAUCCGAUGCGACGCUACUGUGGAUGACCUGAUUGACGUUCUCGAGGCAAAAAGCCGAAGUUACAUUCCCGUGGUGUACUGCCUAAACAAGAUCGAUUCAAUCAGCAUUGAGGAGCUUGAUCUCCUCUAUCGAAUCCCCAAUGCGGUUCCUAUCAGCUCUGAGCACGGAUGGAACAUUGACGAGUUGAUGGAACUCAUGUGGGAGAAGCUUAACCUUGUCCGAGUAUACACAAAGCCCAAGGGCAAGCAGCCUGAUUACUCUCAGCCUGUCGUGCUCCGAUCCACGCGCUGCACUGUUGAAGAUUUCUGUAACGCCAUUCACCGAAGUAUCACGGAGGUUUUCAAGACAGCUAUCGUGUAUGGCAAGUCUGUCAAGCAUCAGCCUCAACGCGUUGGCUUGUCUCAUGAACUAUGUGACGAGGAUGUUGUAACCAUUGUCAAGCGAUGA
Messenger RNA from Fusarium sp. VM40, 1065 nucleotides. Lineage: Eukaryota; Fungi; Ascomycota; Sordariomycetes; Hypocreales; Nectriaceae. The record is from the annotation of a GenBank genome assembly.